Mauremys reevesii (Reeves's turtle) is the source of this 1223-nucleotide messenger RNA. RefSeq names its product zinc finger protein 239-like. Gene Ontology annotation, biological process: regulation of transcription by RNA polymerase II. The transcript has a single exon. The record is from RefSeq and is a predicted model, not a curated record. Gene Ontology annotation, cellular component: nucleus. NCBI's taxonomy places the organism in Eukaryota, Metazoa, Chordata, Testudines, Geoemydidae. Gene Ontology annotation, molecular function: DNA-binding transcription factor activity, RNA polymerase II-specific; RNA polymerase II cis-regulatory region sequence-specific DNA binding. Bases 221 to 1174 code for a protein of 317 amino acids.
UCAGCAGGAAAAUGUUGAGCAAGUGGAUAAACACAGAGAAUUAUCGCAAAGAUUGGAAAGGAAUGUGUCCAGGAGUCAUGAGCAGGGAAACUCUUGUGAGAUUCAGUACAGACCAGAAAGAGAGUGCGGAAACCAGUCAGGAGAGAAAGUGGGUAAAUAUAUUUCCUGUUGGAGAACUCAGAAGGACAUCAAGGAAACCACAACCCAGCAGGAAAUCCUCAUGGGAAAGAGAAAAAAUACUUGCACUGAUUGUGGGAAAAACGUAUGUGACUACUCAGCCCAUAUAAAGCAUCAGAGAAUCCACACAGGUGAGAAACCCUAUGAAUGCAGUGAGUGUGGGAAAACCUUCAAGCGCAGCUCACAUCUUAUUACCCAUAAGAGAAUCCACACAGGGGAGAGGCCCUACAAAUGCAGUGAGUGUGGGAAAACCUUCAAUUACAGCUCAAACCUUAUUAAUCAUCAGAGAAUCCACACUGGGGAGAGGCCCUAUGAAUGCAGUGUGUGUGGGAAAAACUUUACUCAAAGAUCAGGCCUUUCUGAACAUCAGAGAAUCCACACAGGGGAGAGGUCCUAUGAAUGCAGUGAGUGUGGGAAAAACUUUACUCAAAGAUCAGGCCUUUCUCAACAUCAGAGAAUCCACACAGGGGAGAAGCCCUAUGAAUGCCUUGAGUGUGGAAAAUGCUUCAUUAACAGCUCAGAUCUUUCUAGGCAUCAGAAAAUCCAUACAGGGGAGAGGCCCUAUAAAUGCAAUGAGUGUGGAAAAUGCUUCACUAACAGCUCAGCCCUUUCUGAACAUCAGAGAAUCCACACAAGGGAGCGGCCCUAUGAAUGCAGUGAGUGUGGGAAAACCUUCAAUCGCAGCUCAAACCUUAUUACUCAUCAGAGAAUCCAUAGCGGGGAGCGGCCCUAUAAAUGCAAUGAAUGUGGAAAAUGCUUCAUUAACAGCUCAGAUCUUUCUAGGCAUCAGAAAAUCCAUACAGGGGAGAGGCCCUAUAAAUGCAUUGAGUGUGGCAAAUGCUUCACUAACACCUCAGCCCUUUCUAAACAUCAGAAAAUCCACACAAGGGAGAGGCCCUAUGAAUGCCGUGAAUGUGGGAAUACCUUCUCUUGGCACUCAGCCCAAGUUAGCCAUCAGAGACUCUGCAAGGGAGAUAAACACCAUAAAAACCUCUAAGGCUAUCAAUACUUUUUUUAUUUAAUAUUUUUUCCUGAUUCUCAUGGAG